Paramecium sonneborni is the source of this 4779-nucleotide messenger RNA. The record is from the annotation of a GenBank genome assembly. NCBI's taxonomy places the organism in Eukaryota, Ciliophora, Oligohymenophorea, Peniculida, Parameciidae.
AUGUUUUCAUGUCAUGAAUGUCAUGAAAGUUGUAAAACAUGUUCAUUUUACUCAAAUUGUGAUUCAUGUUAUGAUGGAUAUUAUAAGAAUUCAUCUAAUGACUGUGUAGUAUGUCCAUCUUCUUGUUCUAAAUGCUCAUCAAAUACAAAUUGUAGUGAGUGUGUAGUUGGAUAUUAUAAAUCAACAGCUGCUCAAUGUUUGAAAUGUUCAAAACAAUGUUUAUCAUGUGAAAAUAAUGAAAAUAAUUGUACCAGUUGUAUAGAUCCAAGUAAUUAAUAAACUCCAACAUGUAAUUGUUAAUCAACUUAGAAAUAUUUGGAUACAGUAACAUCUUAUUGUAUAGAUUGUUAAUCCCCUUGUAUAGAAUGCAAUUCAAUAUCAUCUUGUGAUUCUUGUAUUACAACUCAUAUAUUGAAUGAUCAUACAUGUAUUCCUUGUAGUAAACCAUGUUAUGAAUGUAAUACUAUUACUACUACAUGUAUCACAUGUAUUGAUAAUAUUCAUUAAACAACACCUAAUUGUUAAUGUGAUGAUGGAUAUUUCUUAAAUACUUCAACAUUUAUGUGUGACUAAUGUUCAUUCCCAUGUUUAACUUGUUAAUCUACUGCUACAAUUUGUUUAUCAUGUCGAUCAACUUAUACUUUAAUUUCUAAUAGUUGUACAUGUUUAACCAAUGAAUUUGAGAAGAAUACAGAUCCAAAAACUUGUUAAUAAUGUGUAAGUCCAUGUUAUGAAUGUUCAGGUUCAUAAUUAAAUUGUUCAUCUUGUAUUACUGGAUUAAACCGUCAUUUACAUAACCAUGAUUGUAUUUGUGAUGAUACAUAUUAUUAAGAUGACGAUGGAUAAUGUUAAUUAUGUUCAUUACCAUGUAUUAAUUGUUCUUCACUAUCAACUUGUUUAUCAUGUCAUGAUUCAAUCAACCAAAUUGUACCUUUAUGUUAAUGUAAAAAUGGAUAUUUCAUGGAUCACACAUCAAUAUGUUAACCUUGUCAUCAUCCAUGUAUUUCAUGUGAUAUUAAUCCUAAUUAAUGUUUAGAAUGUGCAAGUUCAUUUAAUAUCAAUAACUAUACUUGUUUUUGUUAAGAAGGAUAUUAUGAAGAUGUAUCUCAUAAUCCAUCUAUUUGUGAUAUAUGUAAUGAAAAUUGUAAAACCUGUUCUGAUUUAUCAACUUUCUGCUUGUCUUGCUUAGAUGAGCAUUAAUAUCUUAAUGAAUUACAUUAAUGUAUAUGCUAAAAUGGAUAUGUUCUAAUUAAUAAUAUAUGUGAAUUGUGUGCUCCUCCGUGCAUUAAUUGUUAAAUUAGUACUAAUUAUUGUACAUCAUGUUUAGAUACACAUCAUAUUCUUCAUGAUGGUUAAUGUUAUUGUGCUUAAGGUUGGGUAAGUGAUUAGUAUAAUCAUUGUAUCGAAUGUCAAUUACCUUGUUUAACAUGUUCAGUAAAUUAAAAUCAUUGUGAUUCAUGUAUUGAUAUCAAUCAAAUUCUUGAUUUGAAUUUCAAUUGCAUAUGUAAAUAAUAAUUUUAUGCUGAAUCUACAAAUAAUUGCAUUGCUUGUAAUCCAUUAUGUGCAACUUGUAAUUAAAAUGGAUGUCUAACAUGUUUAGAUACUCAUCAAAUUGUAAUUAAUUACUAAUGUAUUUGUAUUCAAGGUUAUUAUAUGAAUGCUAAUGAUGAUUAUUCAUGUUAAUAAUGCUAAAUACCUUGUUUAGAAUGUUCAAUCUAAGCUAAUCAUUGUUUAUCAUGUGUUGAUAAUACCAUAUAUAAAUUAGAACAAAAUCAAUGUAUCUGUAAAGAUGGAUUCUAUAUUCAUAAUAAUUCAUGUCACAAAUGUUCUCCACAAUGUUAAACUUGUUUAGAUAAUGCUAAUAAGUGUCUCUAAUGUUCAGAUAUUAAUUUAGUUUUCAUUUUAAAUGAAUGUAAAUGUCAAAAUGGAUCUUUCUAUGAUGAAAACUUUUAGUGUUCUCCCUGUUCAAUGAGUUGUUACAAUUGUAUCUCAUAUGAACAUUGUAUUCAAUGUUAAGAUUUACAUUAUCUAGAUGAUAAUUACAAAUGUUAAAAAUGUAUUGAACAUUGUCAAUAAUGUUAAAAUUAGUAGUCCUGUGAUUAAUGUUUAGAUGGUUAUUUCCUCUUUAAUUCUUAAUGUACAGAAUGUUAAUAGAAUUGUAACACUUGUGAAAAUCAAUCAGAUUUUUGUACUUCAUGUAUAAAUGUUUAUGAUUUAAUUGAUAAUAAGUGCCAAUGUAAAUAAGGAUAUUACAAUGAUCACUUUAAUUGUUAUUAAUGUUAAUUUCCUUGUGGAAAAUGCACUUCAUAAACAAUUUGUUAAGAGUGUUUGAAUAUCUAAAAUGUUGUUUUAGAUGAUAAUAAAUGUGUUUGUAAAUAAGGAUAUUAUUUAUCAAAUUAAGAACAAUGUUAAGAAUGUAGAUAUGGAUGUAAAAUAUGCAUUUCAUCUAAUGAAUGUAUUAGCUGUCUUAUAGAAUAAAAUAGAAUAUUGUAAAAUAAAGUAUGUAUUUGUAAUUCUGGAUAUUUUGAAACAGAAAAGCAGGAAUGUUAAAAAUGUAAUUCACAAGAAGGUAAAAUAAAAGAGAAUUGUAAAUAUAAAGAUUGUUAAGAUAACCUAUGGACAUAUGGUGAAGAAUGUGAUGAUGGAAAUAAUAUCGGAAGAGAUGGAUGCACUAAUUGUAAGAUUGAUCCUAAUUAUAAAUGUAUCAAUUAUAUUCUUAAACCUUCAAUUUGUUAUAAAUGUGAUACUAAUUGUUAUAAAUGUGAUUACAAUCAAAAUUAAAAUACUACUCAUUGUAUAUAAUGUGAGGAAGGAUAUUUUAUUAAAUAAUCUGUUUGUUUUAAAUGCAAUCAAAAAUGUCUAUAAUGUAUCAAUAGUGCAUCUAAUUGUGUUUCAUGUAGAUUUCAAUUAAAUGUCAUAGGCUAAUGCUUCAAUUGUGAAGACACUAUUGGCUAUUAUUCUGAUUUCAGUACCAAUACAUGCUAUUCUAAAUGUGGAGAUGGAAUUAAAUCUAUUAGUGAAGAAUGUGAUGAUGGUAAUAAUUUUAAUGGAGAUGGUUGCAACCACAUAUGUAAACUAGAAUAAUUGUAUAUUUGUUAAGAUUCUAUUUGUAUCAAACCUGAUUUACCAAUCCCUAUUUUACAAUCUAUAGGGGAUCAAUCUAUUUACAAUAAUAUUAGACAAUUCGUAAUUUCAUACAAUAAAUUGCUUAUACUUUCUGAUGAUUUCAAUUUAUAAAAACAUAUCCAAUUGAUCAUUCGUAAUGGUUAAAAAGAAAUUUUUGUUGACUCUAUUUUUAAUAUUACUUAGAAUAUUGAAUUAAUUAAUUAAUCCUAUUGCAACUUAACUGUCCAUUUUCAGAUAUCAUUUAAUUAAAGUAUUCACAACCAAGAGUUUGUAAUUAGAUUUACAAACCUUACUAAUAUUAAAUCAAUAGAUGGCUAUUUAUAAUAAUUAUUAUUAGUAACAACCAAAAUUGCUGAUGUUAUUUUUGUGGAAACAUCUACUAUUUAAAAGGCUGAAAUUGCAUCUUCAAGUAAUUAAUACAUCUUAUAUACUAUUGGAACAAUGAGUGCAAUAGCACUUCUAUUUGGAGGAUUGGAUAUUUUUUAUAAUCUUUUAGAUACAAUUUAAAUAUUAUCUUAUCUAAAAUAUAUUAAUGUUUCUGUUCCAUUUAAUUUACAAUAUUUCUUUAAUUGCUUUCAAUUUGUUCAAAUAAAUUUCAUUCAAAAAUACUUUAACUUUGAAGAUCUUCUUAAUUAAUAUCUUUAAAAUGAAAAUUUCGAUACUAUUCCUCUUAAAAUCAAAUAAGAUGAAUUAACUCCUUUGUUUAUAAUAAAUAGUGCAUCAGUCAUUUUUCUUUGGUUCACUUUAAUUUUGAUUUACAUUGUCUCAAAAAAAAUACCUUAUUAUUUACAUCAAAUUAAUUUUAAAUACUAUGAUGAAAUUCCAAAUUAAAAACCUUCUUUGAUUUUGAAGAUUAAAUAUAUUAUUUUAGCUAUCAAAAUUUCAAUAACACGUUUUUGUAUUAAAGUAUUGCGUGAAUUUUUUUGUAGUGGAAUCUAUAGAGCAUUAAUUUCAACAGCUUAUGAUUUCACUUUUGCUAUUGUCCUCUAAUUGUAUUCAUUAGACUUAAUUUCAUAAAAUAUUAUUAUAAGAACAAGUUCCAUACUUUCUUUAAUAUCAUUCCUUUUUUAUAUUUCUAUUAUUUUUCACAUAAUCAAGCUCAGCAGUCAAAAAUAAUAUGCCUUUAUAAAUUAUUAAAACAAUCUAAAAUAUGGAACAUUGUUUGAAGGAAUCAAAAAAUCAAAUGUCAGUAAAUAUUUUAAUGCAAUUCUACUAACAAAAAAACUAUUGUUUAUGAUAACUUUAAUAUUUUUUUAUGAAACUCCAUCCUUUUAAAUAGUCAAUUUAAUCAUUUUUACUAUCCUUCAAUCUUAUUUCUUGCUCUCCUUUAAACCAUUAACUGAUUACAAGGAAUUUGUCAAACAAUUUAGUUGUGAACUUAAUAUAGCUAUUACAUUGUUUCUAUUAUUAAUCAUAAGCUUAAAUGAGGAAUUACGUAUUUUCUCAGAAGAUAUCAAAUCAUAUUUAGGUUGGUGUUGCAUUGGCAGUAUUACAAUUAUUUUUGUUAUUUAAUUAAUUUUAGAUGCUAUCCAAUAAUUGAUUUUUUUAUUAUAGAAAUAUAAAAAGCUUAAAAAAUUCUUCUCUAAUAUUUUAAAACUAUUUAAACCAACUUUAUUGAAAGAAACUGAUCAUAAUGUAUUUAUGACAACAUGA